AUGUCGAUUCAAACAAGAGGAUUGAAGGAAGAAUAUGUUCCAUUACACGAGAUCAAAAGACCAAUCCCACCGGUUUUGGACCAUCAAAAGAUAGACGCGAUGGUUUCAACGUUGAAGGGUGUACCCAUGGGAUCCGCUACUUGUAAGGUUGAAGACAUCACUGAGGGUGAACUACCCCCAAUUGACGUUUUCAAAGUUAGAGAGAAAGGUAAAACUUAUUAUUUUGCUUUUGGUGGGUGUCACAGAUUCCAAGCAUACGAUAGACUAAGCCAAGAGGAUAAUUGUAAAGAAAUAAUGGUCAAGAGUAGGAUAAUACCUGCAACCAAAAAAACAUUGGAAUUGUACUUGGGCUCUUCUGUCCAUUCUAUAUUUGAGGAUUUAGCUAAACAAGAUGAAGAGAAGCAAGAUGAAGGAGAUCAAUCGGUAUAG
Molecule: messenger RNA, 429 nt
Organism: Lodderomyces parapsilosis
Lineage: Eukaryota; Fungi; Ascomycota; Pichiomycetes; Serinales; Debaryomycetaceae
Product: sulfiredoxin
Exons: 1
Coding region: 1-429 (142 amino acids)
Biological process (GO): cellular response to oxidative stress
Cellular component (GO): cytoplasm
Molecular function (GO): sulfiredoxin activity
Source: RefSeq, a predicted model, not a curated record